Molecule: messenger RNA, 3048 nt
Organism: Leishmania major strain Friedlin
Lineage: Eukaryota; Euglenozoa; Kinetoplastea; Trypanosomatida; Trypanosomatidae
Exons: 1
Coding region: 1-3048 (1015 amino acids)
Source: RefSeq, a predicted model, not a curated record
AUGGCGUAUGCUUACACAGACCCAACAUCCAUCAACUACAUCCUGCAACGUGCACACACUGAGCUGCGGCGUGGCGAGAAUCAGCACUACCGCUCCACUGAGGCUCAGUACACGAAUCAUGUAAAAGAACUGCUUGGCAACUUGGAGCGCUACCUCGAAACGUGUGGCGUGCGGCUCCCCACUCAAGUGCAGGAGGGCGCGGAGAUUACUGCUACCGCGGAGGCAGCUGGUGAGACGGAAAGUGAGCGAACGCCGUUUUCGGCACCACCACGCGGUCGUUUGGUGGCAACUCAGCGCGUAAACCAAGGCCGCCGCCUCAGCAGCGGGUCUGCGUUCGCGUCCGUGACGGUCGGCAGUGCAAAGUGCGACAGCAACGCCGUGAACCGGCACGAGGAGGCAAGCAACAAUAUCAGUGUUUACUCAAGUGGGCCAGUCCGCAGCGGGUGGGGAAAGCUGGCAACCCCAUGCGAGGCGCAGCGUGGCAGCGGCGCGGCGAACGCGUGCCAUGUCGCGAGCAGUUGCCCCGUAGCGGCGGCGACGUCGACUCUUCACGGUAUUUUUCUGAAGCACGACCAGGUAAAUGCGAUGUCUGACUCUUCCUCUUCGCCGCUCGGGGCCGCCUACCAGCAGCACAUCGCGCCAGACAAUAGGUGCGUGCGUGCGGUCACCAGCGAAAGUGAGGCGAGUAUCCUAUACAAAUCACAGCAAGCGACCACGGCGCAUGCUGCGUACUCGUCCUCUUCGUCAUCCGUGGCCGUCGACGCUGGGGCUGACGCCAACGCGGAAGGCAGCACCACCUCUCUUCUGCACAGCGGUGAUGCCGCUGGCGUGGACAGCUGCAGUGUGGACAGUGGCAGUGCCCCCAUCGUGGCCAUCAUCGACUCUGGGUGCGGCGGCGGUAACAGCACGAGGAGCAGGGGGCGCGGCGAGAGUGUGGCAAUGAGGUCGCCCCCCGCACCGCCGCAGCUGCCGGACCACUACACAGGGGAGGGCGCACGCGGCGGCCUCUACGCAUCAGGCGACAGUUUCAGUCGCAGCACCAGCACCCACCUUAUGGUUUUGAACGCGAUUGCCUCUGCAUCCUGUGUUUCCGAUGCAGAUGCGGGUGCCGCUUGCACCGCUGCCGCCCAUGACCGCUGGGGUGAGUUCGGUACCUUCGUGCAGUCCAUCACAGAGAGCCGCCAGAACAGCAAUCUGGCGUCGCUCAGGAGCGCAGCCGCGGCGGGAUGUCCGCUGCCGGAUGGCGUCAACGGCGCUCCGGUUGCCCCUCUCCCUGCCCCGAUGCGAAAUGCGGAAAACGGCAGCAGUGGAGCAGUGUCGGCCCCGCUUGCCGUGGUAGCGCCGCCACCUGGUGUCGACCCCAUGGUUGGCUUGCAGCUCCCUUCCUUGCCCAGCACCGGCACCUCCAUGACGACCCCUCCCGCGCCUGUCUCGUCUGCCGCUGCAGGCAGGCAAGUGCAGCCGUCGCCGCUGCACUCGAGUGGCGCCAAAAUCACCACCUCUUCUCUGACACUGCAGGUGGCGCACGGAGCCGGCAGCAGCGCGGUGCGUGCGUUGGCCGCGGCAGGCGUCGCAGCGGAAGCGGGUGGCAGCAGCGAGAUGCCAAACGCGGAGCUUGAUAAACCGCUGUCACCUUCAUUUGGUAUCUUGAGCUCCCCUCCUCUAAUCGCCCCAGUGCCGCAGUUCGAGUGCAUUCCCUGUCCGCCGCUGCACUCAGGACCUGGUCGGCCAGCCUAUUUUACCGCUGUAGUCGCCCCCAUGCAGCGCGUGGCGUCUGAGCCGCUUGCCAGUCAUCGCCUCUGUGGCGGUGGCGGUGACGGCACAGAUUCAAUUGUGCACCACCAACAAGCGCAGCGCGGCCCAGUUCCGCCGCACCCCGGAACCUCAGCUGACGCGGUCGCAGCGACAGCGGCGACGGCAACGACCGCGUCGACGAGGAAUCCGGAGAAGGCACAGCUGAUGUGCCGCUUACGAGAGGUGCUGGAGCGCUCCGUCUUUGGGAAAUCAUCGGUCCAACCGCCUGCGGUGCCAUCCGCGGUUGCUGCGGGACGGCGGUCAUCCUUGUCCGACAACGCUGCGAGCGGCGUAGGAGAGAAUCAAGAGAAACACUCUGCAGCCGGCAGCACCAGGGUGCCCGUGUCAUCACUUGUGCCUUCGCCCCAGUCGCUGCGGCAGAACCAGCAGAUGCCAGGCUAUCCUACACCGUUGCCGAGCACAACAAAGACAGACGACACCCCUGGCGGGUCAGCAAACGCGCAGCGUAGUGACAGCCCGUCUGAGCUCAAGGACGGCGACAAACGCGGAGAUGGGACUGGCGGUGUGGCAUGGGACGACUCGUGGGAUUUCCUUCGGCUCGCCACUGCCGCGAUCUCAGAGUUCCCGCACACCACGUCAAGCAAAGACAUCGUCAGCGAAGCAGCCACUUCUCACAGCGUGCCGCGCGGGACUGUGCGUCCCAAGGACGCCGGCGGCGACGAGGACAGGGGCAGCAUGGGCCCUCCCAGGUGUGAUCACGCGCCGAAGGAGGGGUGCCGCGCUCACGGAUAUGUCGGCAGCAGCAACAAAGCCGCUACCAUGAACGCAGCAAGGCCACCUGGUGGCCUCAGUGUCUGUCGCAGGUGGGACAUGGGUAGCUGUGCGACGGCGAACAACACCUCCUCCCGUGCAUAUGCGAAAGAGAUGGUAGCGGCAUCGCUCGUCGCCAACGCGCAGCAGUACCGACCUUCAUUGCCUGUUCCCAUGUUGUGGAUGCGACCUGCACGCAGCCCGCCAGGCAUCGCGUUGCAGGGCGCCUCGGUGUCCGAUGGAUACCGAACAGGACUCACGAAAAGCAACGUGGACAACUUCAGCCGAGCUGAAGAAGAAGUACCGCGAGCGCGCCAGAGGCACUCGGCAGGGGGAAAGAGGGUUCUAGGUGAUGAACAGCAGCCAUCGCAGGACGAUGACGGAGAGAGGCAGUCCUUCUCGACCAACCUCUCCCCAGCACACGCGGAGAAGCAGCAGCUGAUGCAGCGGCUGCGCAUGGUUCUCAGCCGUCAUGGUGAGUGA